AUGGGUCGAGAUCACUUGAGCAAUGACGAGUUCUUCGCUCAGCUAAACAACCUCUUCGAGCACACCCGCACAAAAGGCCACGGCAGUGUCUACCUCACCCAAAAACGCUUGACGUUUGAAUCGUCCUCUACACCGCCAACACCUACCAAACUCGCCGAUGAUCCACUCUGGGACACACAUCCUGAGCAGCCAUUACCCAUUUUGAUCCGCGUAUCAAACAACAAGAGCGACAAGCGACCGGGCACAGACAGGAAAGAUGUUGAGAAAGUCAAGCUGAGCACAAUUGUAAAGCCAGAUGAAUUAGAUGUCUUUUACGCGCGGUACGCUGAGGCGUGUAAGGCGGGAAUGUCGGGCUUGAAGAAGCGGGAUAAGAAAAAGGCCAAGAAGGUCAGGAAGAAGAAGAAGGGUGGGGAGGCGAAAGUAUGA
Messenger RNA from Cucurbitaria berberidis CBS 394.84, 426 nucleotides. Its product is annotated as signal recognition particle, SRP9/SRP14 subunit. Gene Ontology annotation, cellular component: signal recognition particle, endoplasmic reticulum targeting. Lineage: Eukaryota; Fungi; Ascomycota; Dothideomycetes; Pleosporales; Cucurbitariaceae. The record is from RefSeq and is a predicted model, not a curated record. The transcript has 2 exons. Bases 1 to 426 code for a protein of 141 amino acids. Gene Ontology annotation, molecular function: endoplasmic reticulum signal sequence receptor activity; 7S RNA binding. Gene Ontology annotation, biological process: SRP-dependent cotranslational protein targeting to membrane.